Molecule: messenger RNA, 216 nt
Organism: Paracoccidioides brasiliensis Pb18
Exons: 2
Coding region: 1-216 (71 amino acids)
Source: RefSeq, a predicted model, not a curated record
AUGAUGCUCACGCCCAAGCACAGGGGAACGAAGGAAUCAGCACAGGCAAUGAAUCCGCCUGUACCGGUUGAGCCCAGAAGAGAAGAAGAGAGAGGAGGUGCAGGACAAGAAAGGGGGUGGAAGAGCGUCGCGUUGCUAAUCAACGAAAACAACGAGAGCAGUCAGCAGCAGCAACAACAACAACAACAACAACAACAACAACAACAACAACAAUAG